AUGACGAAGAAGAUGAAGAUGAAGAGGCAGGGGACGUGGACAAAACCCCUUUGGAAAAACAAAAUACUGAUUCUGAUUGCCACCGAAUCAGGCUCAAAGCAAAAGAAGCCACCGUCAUCUGCAUCAAACGGCGCUGGUGGUAAAGUGAAGACGCCGGAGACCUCACGGCUUUGGAGCGAAGCCGACGAGGUCGCGAUCUUGGAAGGAAUUAUAGAGUACAAGUCAAAGAAAGGAUCUGACCCAUAUGCGGAUUCCAGUGGGUUCCAUGAUUACAUCAAGCAAUCGAUCCAAGCCGAGGUGACGAAGAAUCAGUUGACGGAGAAAAUCAGAAGACUCAAGAAGAAGUACAAAAUCAACGCUGAAAAGGGGCGGAAUGGGAAUGAUCCUGUUCUAUCAAAGCCCCAUGAUCACAAAUCUUUCGAGCUAUCAAAAAAGAUUUGGUGUAAUGAAACUAAUGACAAGAGUAACAAGGGUCAAAAGAAAAUGAAGACUUUGGGCAUCGAAGAUGAGGACCUGACUGAAGUUAACGGUGAAGUAACUAUGGGAUUGCCCUGUUUUAUAAAAGAAAAGGAAGUCAAUGCUGACGUUUCAACUGAAGUUUGCUCUGGCAGUAAAGAGGACACGGUGGAUUUUUGGAAGGUUUAUCCGUGCUUGAAGGGGUCUUUUGAGACGGAAGGAUGGGAGCACGCCGGUGGUUUUUUGAAGAAGUUAGUGGAGAAGAAUGGCGAGAUUGGAAGAGACAAGUUGAACAAAAUGGAGAGAGCAUGGAGGGAGCUAAGGAGAGAGGACUUGGAGUUGUACUUGAAGAGGCUUGAGUUGGUUCAGGAAGUGGCUCAGGCUGCUUUGAAUGCUAUCAAGGGCUUUGAAAUUUAGGGGGAUGGUACAGCCCUUACAAGGAGGGAAAGGGGAAGGAGAUUUUGGCUCGAAACCAUGACCUCUAUAUCCUCAUAAAGCCUCCUUGGCCUCUAGACCAAGAGGUGGAGGACUUGUUAUUUGUAUCAUGCUAUAAAGGAAAGACGUUUUCAGAUUUUUGAGAUCUGUCUAGCUGUGUAAGGCUUAUAUGAUCGAUUCCUGCCUUUAACAGGUGGCUUCGCUAUUAAUGAACUUACCAGAGAGCAACCAAGUAAAUUCAUUACUCACCCAAUUUAAAUCUAUUUUCAGAUUAUUGAGAGUCUAUCAGGUUGGAUAAACAAUCCUCCCAUGGUGUGCUAACUUAUCAGUUCCCACGCAAGUAGAUCUUUCCCUCAAGUUCCAUUUUGAAAUUAUCCUUAAGGCUAUUCAUGGAGAUGGUCCAAUUAAGGGGUCUGGUACUGGUUCUGUUUUGUGAUUUCGAUAUGUUCUUGCUGGUAUAUAUGAUUUGAACUUGAAAAUUUUAUAGUGCUAUAUAUUUUACGUUACUGAUUAAAAUUUUGUCUUGAUGCGACAAAGAUGCUUUACCAAAGCUACACCAAGUUUUCAUUGCUAUCUUAAGAUAUUCAAUGGUUCUUGUACGUGGAAAUCACGUUUGCUUAUCUUGAUAUCACGCAUCUAGAUUAGCAAUGAGAUAAUUCAAAAUUUAGU
Molecule: messenger RNA, 1560 nt
Organism: Durio zibethinus
Lineage: Eukaryota; Viridiplantae; Streptophyta; Magnoliopsida; Malvales; Malvaceae
Source: RefSeq, a predicted model, not a curated record